Epinephelus lanceolatus (giant grouper) is the source of this 5356-nucleotide messenger RNA. Its product is annotated as protein SSUH2 homolog. NCBI's taxonomy places the organism in Eukaryota, Metazoa, Chordata, Actinopteri, Perciformes, Serranidae. The record is from RefSeq and is a predicted model, not a curated record.
UGUAUAAAAAUAAGGUGGACCCUUGUAACGGUGGUGUGGAGCUAACGGGAAGACUGUCUGGAUUAUUGAUACGGUAACUGAUCAAACAGCAGCAGGAUGAGCGCAGCUGUGUAUCCCCCUCCCUCCGCCCCUGCGGCCAACAUGUUUGGAAAUGUGCCCGGCUACGAAGGCACUGUGGCAGGAGGAGGAGGUUACCUGCCCCCUCCUAUGCCCAUGGAGCCCAUAGCCCCGCCCCAACCUGGCCCUGUACCUGAGGACUGGAACAUCCCCACUCUGUCAGAGGACGUGGCUCGUGAGGCUUUCAAGAGCUUUGCGAAUUCUCAGUGUUGCUACAGUGAAAGUCCUGCCAAAGAUGGAGUCAUCACCAGCAUGGAGCCGUUCAACACCUACAGGUAUCGACUGGAGACGUUUACUGAGUCCAGGUCAACUGAGUGGGCCCACAAACCUCAUGAAGGUGAGCCGGCUGACUUCUACACCCAGACCGCCCCCCGGCCCUGGGAGAUCCAGGCCACCAAGACUCCCAGCCUCUUUAUUAAUCUCACAGAGGAGAUCCGCGUGCCCUACACCUCCUCCAUCCGGGAGUGCUUCAGCUGCCAUGCCACGGGGUUGAUGCCGUGCGAUGAGUGCCAGGGAAGUGGAAAACCAUGCUGGGUGUGUAACGGCACUGGAAUGAGGGAUAAUGAGAGCUGCUCUCGCUGCAACGCUACAGGCAAAGACAACUGUAACAAGUGUGAUAAUCGGGGAACGAAGGAGUGUGAGACCUGUGAAGGAAAGCGACAGCUGCUGACCUACAUCAAGCUCAAAGUGGAGUGGACUAACAAUGUGGAGGACCACGUGAUCGAGCAGAACUCUGGUCUGAAGGUCGAUGAUCUUCGCUCAGUGAGCGGGAAGGAGCUGUUCAAGAACAACCAGUACCUGCUCUACCCACUGAUCGGCUUCCCAAACCCAGCCAUCUCUGAGGCCUCUGACCGUCUGAUCAGAGAACACCAAAGCAAGUACGCCCAGACCUCCAGGAUCCUGCAGCAGAGGCAGACGGUGGAGUUGAUCCCCAUCACCAAGGUCAACUACAAGUGGAAAGGCGACUCCCACGUCUACUACGUCUACGGCAACGAGAACCAAGUCAGCGCCGACAAUUACCCAGCAACCUGCUGCUGUGUCAUUCUGUAGACACACACACACACACACACACACACACUGUCUCAAACUACCAUUUUCUCUUUUUUUAUUUUAUUUUUUUUGAAUCCAUGCCCUCCCUCCAGGACAACUUUUAACCAGUUACUGCACAGAUCUUUCUGGUGGUGCUCACUGGGAUCCCAGAGUAGUCAGGUCCCAGUGUUGUGGAGAAAUCUGCAUGUUAUAUGAUGAUGAAAACUGAAUUUAGAAAAUUGCCUGAAAUGAAUGCCAAACUGAAACUUCACAACAAAAGGGAGAGUAACAACUUUCUCAGUGCUGACUUUAAUAUUUGAUUAUUAAGUGCUCCACACUAACGAAACACUCCUGGAGGGAUUCAUGUGUUUCUCUUUGUGUUUCCAGAACUGUCCGUUCCACUCAGACUCUACCUCCUUUUAGGACGCCGUGAUGCGCCACCAGGUGUCCUGAUGAGACAAAAUAAUAACCUUCAUAUCAAGAAUUAUACUUUAACUAGACAAAUCUUUCACAAGAGGAGAACUGAAUUGCUGGUAUCCAAAUUUAAGACUGAAAUAUUAUAGUUAAACUGACCGUCUGUAUCUGAUUAUUGUCUCAGUGUGGACACCUGUGUUGGCCGUCAUGUCUCUGACACCAUGACCACUUACCAAAGAUAUUCUUCUGUUACAGUUUACUGAAAACACAUGCCAGUAUGUGCCAUUUGAUGUCCUCAGUAUUGCAUGGAAACCUCAUAUCUCCAAAUUAUAGCUUUUUGAGAGCAAGCAGGACUUUUAAUUUCUCCAGAUGUGAACAGAUCAGAUUCAUGAUAUGUAAGGGAGCUUUCACAUCAGGGACCAGGCCCAGAUCUGAGUACGCUUGACCCCAAAGUCCAGUUUGUUUGACUAGUGUGAACACUUUGUACUGUGUUUGUACUUUGUACUGCUAUUCAAUGUGACUACAAGGUGAUUUAACAAGUUAGGAAACAGUCUCAGUUUAAUACCGAUGCCUUAAGGCAGCCCAGCGCUGACAGACCCGGAUCUGGCCUCACUGUUCCCUUCAACCUGCAGUUGGAGCUCGGGAAGGAAGCGUAGAGCUCCAGUGCCUGACAGCAGCUGCUCUACCUCCAUGUGGGAACAGAGAUUUGCCUCGCUAGUCCACAUUUGACAGUCCUUGAGGCAGCAGUGCCUGUCUGCUGCAACCUUUUCUACACUGUAGCAUCGCAAAAAUGUCACGUAAUGGCACUUGUGCUCAUAUAUUGCCUUACAAGGUGAAGCGUACAGGGUGCCACCCGCUACUCAGUUAAACAUUUACAUGCACUCACACACUGGUACUCUUACUUACGCAAUUUGGGAAUCAGUGUCUUGCCCAAGGAUGCUUUGACGUGCAGAUUAUAGCAGCUGGGGAUCGAACGGUCAACUUUCCAACUAGUGGAUGACCCACUCUACCUCCUGAGCCACUGCCGCCCUGCAGGUGAUGACUCUGCAAGUGUAGUCAGGUACAAAACAUUACUAAUGUGAACGCUGAGCAGCAAGGGAGUGGGUGGGGAGGGAAGUAAAACUCGGGGACAGUUUGAAUCAAUCGUAGCGCGUAUGAAAACGCCCUGAAAAGCCAGUCACAUGUGGAGAGCAGUUUAAAAAAGGAGAUAUGAAGUUUUCAUCUCACUGAGGUUACAUUUAUGAUGAGUGCUGUGUGAUAUUGCAUUUGUGUGCGAUCAGGUGAUGGAGGGAGUGACCUGCUGCUCUGUGUGGGAAGCAGAAACACAGUUCAAUAACAAAAGAAUGUGGUUCACCUGGUUUCUACCUGAGCUGUUCUCUCUGUGGUUUAAUGUUACAUGAAGGUAGAAACCACUCCAGUGUUUAAACUGCUGAGAUCAGACGCUUCAACACAAACACAACAAGGCUGUUGUGACUCCAGUAACAAAAGCCUUUGUUUGUCUGAAGGACGGGUCACACCAGGAAGUGUUGAAGCGAAAUUUGUCCCUGUCUUCGCUAAAUGUUUUGGUCUAGAAGCUCAGUGAUGUACUGACUGCUUACAGGAUGAGCUGGUGAACCACUGUAGCUGCAUGGCGAGCUAACUACUAACACGCCAGUGCUGAUCAGACACAAUAAUGCUUCUUUCUAUUUCUCUGUACUGGAUGUUUUUUCUCUUGCAUUUUGUCCUCGGGAUUGUAAAUCAUUUCUUUCAUUAAAGAGCUGUUGUUAGCGAGUUAGUUAGCUCAGUCGCUAACAGGACAAUAAACUCAGACAGUUUAAAAAGUGACCAAGGGAGCAGGUUUCACCUCAACAUUAGGAGGGACACAUAUUAAGCGGAGAGUAUGGGGGUUCUCCCCCAGGAAAUUUUGAGCAUCAACGUUUUAUUUUCUGCAUUCUGGUGAUUUUUAUGCACCAAUUUAUGGUGUAAAUGUCUUUAUUAAUGUAAAAAAAAAAUCAGGCUCUAUGUAACAGUUCAAAAUAUAAAAAUAGACUAUAAUGAAAUUUAAUGUAGUGAGGCUCUUAGGCAUCGGUAUUGCUUUCAAAUAUGUCUGCUCUUGUAGAUCAACUUCUAAUUUAACAUAGUCCCUGUUGAGUCACCACACAUGUUGGCAGAGUUUACAUUUCUGUCCAGUGUCUCUCGGUUGGGAAAGUAAAAUGUGCACAUGGCACCUUUUCACAUCAGUGAGAAAUGAAUUCAUAACAAUUAUAAACCCCUGAACUUUAAUAGUUUAUGUGUUACAGAGAUAUUUAUGCUCAUGUCAAAAGUUCCUGCACAUUCAAAACACAUCCCACGUAUUUGUGUUCUCUGAGAAGUCAAGAAAAAAGUUGUGAUACUAUGAAAAUACAAUAUUAUAUAAUAUAUUAUAACAUAAUAUGAUAUAAUAUAAUAUAAUAUAAUAUACUGUAAUAAACUGCAAUUUAGCCAUAAUAAAGCCAAAAUGUUUCAAGAAAAAAGAAUCUACCUGCCCUAUCGUCCGCUGUGUAUUACGUUAUUGCUCUGCUGAUAGUAUCCCCAUUUUGGAGGCAAAGUUUAAGCCACCAUCCGCUGCUCCUCAUCAGACGAUAAAUAUUGAAACUAACUGAAACAUUUCUCAUCCGGCUGAAUCAGUACAAGGCACAAUUUGUCCCAUGUUGUCAUGCACAGAGCUGUUACAGUGGGGAUACUCCAAACAAGUUCACUCAAAUAUUGGUAGGGACAUUUCUGUCCUCCUAAGAUAUUGGUCGGGACACGUCCCUUUCGUCCAUAUGCAAACCUCUGCUCUUAGUUCACAAAAGCAUUUUAGCACUGUUGCAGAAAUAAUCUCCGUCCACACUAACACACCUGAGAACGCCUAUCACAUGGUCAUUUACGUAUACUGGGCAUGUGCAUAACAAUGUAAACAGGAAGUAGAUCUUCUGCUUUGUAGUUACAGAUAAUAAUACUACGGAGAUGGCGAAAAGUAAGACCAGAAAUUUUUUUGCUUGGAGCAAUGAUAAGGUGGAACUGUAAAUGAAAGUAACAUAUGAGUAUAAGGUGGUCUAGGUGGUCAGUAAUUAUAUCUGGGUGGCUGUGCCCCCCCUGGCCACCCCUUGGUGGCACCUCUGACAGUGUGAAGUGUCAGGAACAAGAAGCAUUAAAUAAACUAAAGUUUGUCACAUUCAGCCAUUAAAGAAAUGGCAAAGAAAACUCUGAUAUUUUAAGAAGCAAUUACAUCAUAACACUAUUAUAAAUAUUAAGCUUUGCCAAGCGCUUAAUGUUUCCUGUCCUGUGUGAGGUCCAUAAAAGCCUUUAAGACUGUUUCUCUGUCGCUUUGACUCUCAGCCAAUCAGCUCUUAUUCUGUGAAGCUGCCUCGCUAAAGGGCAUUUUUUGUACGAAACUUUACUGAGCCGACAGCUGAAAUAUCCACGCAGCAACCCGAAACAUGUAUCUCCAAUGCUUGUGAUUACUUUAUACCUUUCAAUGAGCUAUGAUCAUUUUUUACAACUUUUAGCCUCAACAAAAGUCUAGUCAAACUCUUUGGUGCUUUCACAAAAUGCUGUUCUGCUCUGUUAGACCUUAAAUACUUUUGGUGAUUUAUGUUUUCCACCUGAUAACAGCUGUAUCAUAAAGCAACUGUCAGAUCUCAGUACAGUGUUUGAGACUUUCAGCUGCACCAGAAAUACAAAAAAAAAGGUUUGUACAUAACUGCAACAUCGUCAUAGCAACUAAUUCAAAACCCCUCAUGAUCCACGUGGAUCAGAAGACACAAAUGUAUUCAUUAAAAACACAAAUACAGAU